GUUGCCCUGUGGUUAGCACGGGACUGUACCUUCUUCCGUGUAUAUGUUUUGUGGUGAUGACAUAUAAACAAAAAACAAGGUUAGGUUUGUGAAGUAAUAAGAAAAAGAAAAUAUAUUUCAUCACAUAAAAAUGGAAUUAAGGGAUAUAAAUUACAACAAAGGAGAAUACGUUGAAACGGCGUCUGGCAAUAAGGUGUGUCGUCAAACUAUCCUUUGUGGCUCCCAGAAUAUAAUCCUUCAAGGAAAAGUUAUCGUACAGUCCGAGGCGAUAAUAAGGGGCGAUCUAGCAAACGUGAAAACUGGCCGAUACUGCAUCAUUAGCAAAGAGGCUGUAUUGAGGCCACCAUACAAAAAGUUUAGUAAAGGAGUUGCAUUCUUUCCUCUGAACAUGGGUGACCAUGUAUUUGUUGGCGAGAGAUCUGUUGUAAAUGCUGCAGUAGUAGGAAACUAUGUUUACAUUGGAAAGAAUUGUGUUAUUGGGCGUAGGUGCACUUUAAAGGAUUGCUGCGUCAUAGAAGAUAACACUAUAUUAGCGCCUGAAACCGUAGUUCCGCCAUUCACAAGGUACGGCGGAUCUCCUGGUGUUCAAGUUGGCGAUCUACCAGAAUGUCAAGCUGAUGUAAUGGUCGACUUCACAAGAGGAUAUUAUCAGCAUUUCCAACCAUUAAAACUAAUUUAAGAUGCAUUUGUCGAAUUUUAAUUUAACGAUGCAGGGUCAUGUACUCUUUAGAAAUAUCCAUCGGUAGCCAAGCUAAAUCUAUUGAGAUAUAUAACAUAUACGGUGAACAUAGUUAUUUGUCGUAACUAGAGCUAGGAGAAAGUAUCCUUGAUAUGUCUUUGGGAACUGACAAAAAUUUGCAAAGUCUACUGGAUGGUUUAUGCUAUCAUCAGGAGCUAAAAUAAAUUUAGAAAAUAGCAAUUAUAAACAAGUACCGAAAUAUCACUUAAUUGUUUAUACAGUUGCUAUUUUCUAAAUUUGUUUUUAGCUCCUGAUGUUGAUGGCAUAGAUCAUCGAAAGCUAGAGUUUUCUAGUCAAAAGAGUACACCUUGCCGGCGAGAUUGUUGCUGAAUUGUUCUUAGAAAAAGGUGGAUGAAACAACAUAGUAAAGCAAUAAAAAACUGGAUAUAUGAGAAUCAUUUAGAAAAAUCAUAGCUGUUUUUCAUAAAACCACUAAAAGAUUUAAAAGAAUUGAAGAUUGAUUAAUUUUUGACUAUCUUUUUGGAACAUCUAGAUGUUCAACACAUGCUCAGCAGGUCGGCCUAACGAGUUAUGACAAAUAACAGUUUCCACUAUAUAUACAGGUGUUCAAGAUAGGGAUCCUCUGCAUGGACUUGCUACACUGUAUAUGUAUUGAUUAUAAAUGAAAUAUUUAACGGAAAUUCAUUCCUAACGAUGGUCUGUUUGUAUUUACUUUAAAAUUAAGUGUUGGCAAAAUUAUUAGUUUUAAGUUAUUUUCCUGUAUACCUUUUAAGCAUGUUUCAGUUGUAUAUCUUUUGUAUAACAAUGGAAAUGAAAUAAACAAUGAAAAAUUAAAUAACUUCUAUUUAUUCCUGAUUUGCGUCAACAUUCUCAGUUUGUAGACCUUUGAAGUUGGCUACUGGAACAUAAGUCACAAGUGUGUACAAUUUGUUUACAGAGUCUUCAUCGUCAUUCCUUCUCCUUGACAAUCGUACACGGACACGGAAAGGUACAUUUCUGAUUCCUUUGGACCAUAACUGUUUGUUCAGCCUGGUGUCAAUCCUAACAUCG
Messenger RNA from Acanthoscelides obtectus, 1750 nucleotides. Lineage: Eukaryota; Metazoa; Arthropoda; Insecta; Coleoptera; Chrysomelidae. The record is from the annotation of a GenBank genome assembly.